Messenger RNA from Pygoscelis adeliae (Adelie penguin), 531 nucleotides. RefSeq names its product G protein-activated inward rectifier potassium channel 4-like. Gene Ontology annotation, biological process: potassium ion import across plasma membrane; regulation of monoatomic ion transmembrane transport. The record is from RefSeq and is a predicted model, not a curated record. The transcript has 3 exons. The coding region runs from base 1 to 531 and encodes 176 amino acids. NCBI's taxonomy places the organism in Eukaryota, Metazoa, Chordata, Aves, Sphenisciformes, Spheniscidae. Gene Ontology annotation, molecular function: inward rectifier potassium channel activity. Gene Ontology annotation, cellular component: plasma membrane.
AUGGUCCCAUCCCCAAGAGCGGACGGGGAGCAUCAUCCCGAGGCCAAGAGCAGGGAAAUCCGUUGGGAAUCCUCUCCUGCUCCUUCCCCCGGGGCGUCAGGGCACCGGCUCCUUCUGAUUAAAUCGUCUCGAGGGCCAGCGCCGCAAGUGCUGGAGGAGGACGGCCCCGUGGUCCAGGCCAGCAAGCGGCAACGCUACGUGACGAAGGUGGGCAAGUGCCAGGUGAACCUGGGCAACAUCCAGGAGAAGAAGCGGUUCCUCUCAGACGUCUUCACCACCAUCGUGGACCUCAAGUACCGCUGGUUCCUCUUCGUCUUCAUGAUGUGCUGCAUCGUCACCUGGGUGGUCUUCGGCACCGUCUACUUCUUCAACGCCUGGGCGGGGGGUGACAUCAGGCACCGGGGUGAUCCCGAGCGGCGGGUGUGCAUCAAGAAUGUGGACGGCUUCGUCUCCACCUUGCUUUUCUCGGUGGAAAGCCAGCGGCCCAUCCGAAAGGCGCCUUCCGGGUGGACUACAGCCGCUUCGAGAUGA